Molecule: messenger RNA, 6543 nt
Organism: Guillardia theta CCMP2712
Lineage: Eukaryota; Cryptophyceae; Pyrenomonadales; Geminigeraceae
Exons: 15
Coding region: 1-6543 (2180 amino acids)
Biological process (GO): regulation of early endosome to late endosome transport; endosome organization; receptor-mediated endocytosis
Cellular component (GO): endosome membrane
Source: RefSeq, a predicted model, not a curated record
AUGUUGGGCUUUUCCUCAGCUGCCUUUAUAUCACGCCCCAAGGCUAUUCGUGAAGACCCAGAUAGUCAGCACAAGCAUGUUCGAAAAAAAGAAUCUUCCAGGAGAUUUCUCGUCCAGAGACAAGGAUACCUCAGAAACAGUAAAAGGAUUAUGGAGUUGGGAGCAAAGAGUAUUGCAAUCUUUGAUCUCGCACUCAAUCUGCGCUCAGAGAUUGAUGUGUCAACCAUAAUGACCGUCAAGGUUGGUCCAGAUGAGUUUUCUUUUACCUUACAACUGCAAAAAUCAGCUGAAGCUUACUCUUGCCUCCAACGAGCGGAACUUCUCAGUGUCUUGCUUCCGAUUGUGCAGGGAGAUGUUGGAGGUCAGAUCUUUUCACUGCUCAAGUGGAGCAAGCAGAUGUUAUGGGCAGGAAGUCUUGAUGAGAGCUACAGAAAAUUUGCUAAGUACCGUAUCUGGUCAGGUAAAAUCACGGUAAUUGAAGAGGACAAUGCAAUAGCAUCUACUGAGAUAUCCAUUCACGAGAUUUCGAAGGUCCAGCCUCUUGCAGAUGACAACUGUGGAUUGGUGCUGAUGAUGAAGAACAAGAGGAUCAUUCGCUUUACAUGUCUCUGUAACGAAGAGGCGCCCUAUCGGCAAUUCUCCAACAGAGAUAGAAUGGUUCGUGCCAUCACUGAUUCUGCUUUGGCACAGCUUGGAAUUACCUUACCCGUAGAAAACAUCCAGUCUCAGGACGCGUUUGUAUUGUUUCGACUGUGGAAUGCAAGCUCUAUUGACAACGUCAUUUCAUCGUUUGCUAUUCAAAGAUUGUCCAAGAAAUCCAAGAAGCGAAUCGUCAGUUUGAGUUCGAAUGGAAUGUACGAACGAGAUGUUGAAAACACCUCUCUUGUUCAUCACACCAUUGCUUGGUCACACAUCCUGCAUUUUGUUCGCUAUCCAUUUCAAGGCGAUGAACCAACUAGCCAGCCAGCCAAAUCGAAGUUACCUACUUUCGCGAUAUGCACACAAGAUGGAAAAUUACAUAGAUAUGAACUCGCUCAUCGUGAUGAGAUACUUACUUGUAUGAUGGAAAUUGCCUGCAGACAGGGUAUUUGGCUUUCAGUAGCUCCGGAAGCUCUUUCUGUUGACUGGAGGAUGGGAGGAUCCGGAUUAGAUGGGGACAAAGAAUAUGAAGAUUCUUUCUUCGAGAGAUUGUCGUCGUUGACGGUCAAGGAAGAUAACGUUUUGCAGUGGGUUGACAUGGCGAACGAGUGCAAUUGUAAUUUUUCUGGAUCUUCAUUGGGCAGAGUGCUGUCGAGAAAAAUUCUCCAAAAUUUUUUAAAUAUUUCCGUCCGACAAGAAAAGCAUAAUGCGAACAUCACGGUGCCACUUCUCAUGGCAUUCUUAAAGUUGUUGAGUUCGAGAAGUGCUUUUGAAGAGAUUCCACUCCUACGAAAAGACGUGUCAAACAUCUGGACUCAAUUUCUGUCUCUGAUCUUGAGCGACAAUGAUUUGGUGUCUCUUGCUGUCACUGGCGCCAUUCGAUCAAUGAUCCGCUUCUCGAAUCGUGGAAUAUCCGACAAAAUGCGAAAUGGCAUCGAGAAAUAUGAGACAGCCAACUCAUCCUCAAUCGUAGACAACGAAUUGGUUUCCAUCAUUUUAGAGAAGAUCGCAAAUGUGUCCAACCGAUGCAAUCCUAAGAGCCCCAUUGCAAUCUUCGGAAUCAUGGAAAUCAUUGAUAAAAUUUUCACAUGCCGUACUAGCAUGAUGGACUCAGAGCUUGCUGAACGAAUGUCACGGAGUCUCUCCAAUGCAAUUGAUGACCUCUGUGGGCUCUGCCGCAUGCCCAACCGUGUUGUGUGCAAGCGUUCAACACAGCUGCUUAUCACAAUACUCCAAGAUGCCGAUGAGAAGAAAAGGAUUGAAUUACAAAAUGCGUUGCGAAGUAGGUGCAUACUCCUUCCGCACAUCCGCUACGUCAUCAGCUCAGCUUCGUUACACUUGUCUACUGCUGUUGAUUCCAGUGUUGAGGUGCAGUCGUCUUUUCACUUUGCUCUCCAUCAGGAAAAGGAUACAAGAGCACUCUUUUCCGGCCACAUGGAUUCCGAUCAGGCCGACUUAUCUGCGAACUUGAUCGAGCUGCUCGUCGAAGGGAAUCCAUGCAGCAUGGAUCUCCUCUCUCGCAUCCUCCCUGCCUCCUUAUUCUCUUCCCUCCGCGUCCCAUGGCAAGAGUCUGCGACAGCCACCCUGCAACAAAGGGGAAGAUCUGCCAGGGUGCGAUCGGCAGUGAACAAUUGGCCCCUCUUAUUUCAGAGGCUUCGAUCGGAUCUUUCCGAUGCAUCUCUCAUUUGGAAUGAGAGCACGCGUAAUGAACUGCGUGAGGCUUUGCAGGAGGAGGAAGAGGCGCUGAUAGCGUCAAUAGAGGUCUACGGGGCCUCAAAUGUGACUUGGAAUGACGAGGAUUUCUUCGUACACUACAGGAGCCUCGAGCAGGAAGUGCGAGUGGGAGCAUAUUACCUCCGAUUUGUUCUCUUUGAUGAUUUCGACGUGGAGGUACUGGGAUCAGGAGCAAGUCGCUUUCUCGGGCAGUUGUACCAUUCCUUCCUCACAGAGCAGAACCCAGCGGUCAAGGUGGACUGUCUGCUGGCAAUGUCGAAGGUGUACAAGCGAUGGAGCAAUCAGCCGUUUGACUCCCUCACCCUCUCGUCCCUUGUUCGUAUCCUUGCAGACACUGACUGCAGCAAGAAUGUCAGGAACGCCCUGAUCGAUUUUCUCCAGACGGUAAGUGAAAGAGAUUCUUCUGAUAUCAACUUACAUGGUUUGCAGGCCAUAUGUAACCCGGUCAAUGCACGAAACCUGCUUUCAUUCCCUCUCUUCAUACCCUCUAUCCUCCAGAUUCUUUCCAGCAGCAUGUCAAGUGAUUAUGUACAGAUGGACUGGAUCAGUAUGGACAAGAUUGGAAUGACCAUUAAGUGCGCUAACCUGCUACAUGUUCUUGUCUCUCGAACUUCAUCAAAAGCAACCAACAAGAUUGUUCGCCCUCUCCCGCUUGCUCAAAGAGUGCUUUCCAAGGAUGAACGAGUACGUCAAGUCGUCUGGUUGCUCCUCCUUCCUAAUGAAACCUUUCUCUGUCGUAUGCUCGAAAUCGUUGAAAUUCUCUUGCAGCAGAGCGGAUGUUGUUCAUUCCUUCCAGCAACGAAAUCUCUCCUUUUGUAUCUACUGAUCAAUUGUGUUGAUUUUUCUCGGUCAAUUCAAUCCGGAAGCGAGCAAGGAGAGGCUGUCAAAGAUAGCUUGCUGGAGAAGGCUGGUAAAAUGAUCGGACAGAUGUGGGAAGGAAGCGAGAACAACAACAGCUGUACAUGCAAGAUCGAGGUGCAAGAGACCAUGCUGGAUUUGAUCCCGAUUUCACUCUUCUUGCUUCUCAAGAAGGAAGGCGCAACUUCCUUCGUACGUACCCUGUCCUCCGAACGAAAAGAUGUGUCAAUCCUUUGGACCAGGAGCAUGAGAGAAAGAAUGUCACAGGCCUUGAAGUUGCACCUUUGCAGAACUUUACGAGAAGAGCAGGAAGGAAAGAUAGGCUUCGAAAGAAUGCCGAAGAUUGUCUACAACGAGCAUAUCGAAUCAGAUUGGCUUGGAUGCGAAGACUUUGGCUACUACUUGUCCCAUCUUGAAAGCUCCUCUUCCAUGGUCUCUCCCACCGACAUCGUUCAAUUCCGCCAACUUAUUCUGCAACGACUCGCGGAUGCCUCAACCGGCUUAUCGACCCAGGCGAUUCUGCUGUCACUACUUGCGAAUAUCAUGGAGGAGAAUCACGUGCUACAGUUCGAAGAGGACGCGCAUGCUGUCAAACAGUCCGAAGAGACUGAAGAAGCAGGCAAGGAGGAUUCGUCGCGAUUCGCCGAGUUCAAAAUCCUCGCAGGACUGCUCAAAGAAGAUGCCAUGUAUCAAGAGGAAGCAGGAAGGGGAGGAGGAGGAGGCAAUCGGAGUCCAAGCAGGGAGAGGAUGAUGGUGCAGAUGAAUGUGAUGCGCGUGUGCAGAUGGAUGGUGAAGGCUUCUCCCGAUAGCAGUUCGACCGUCAGUUCGACCGUCUCUCUGUGUAUCCAGCUGGGCAUCGCAGACUUUGUGGAUUCGGUGCUUAAGCAGUGCAUCUCGUGCAUGUUUGUGAGCAGAAAGCCAGGAGAGGAAACUAACGUACUUGGGGGCUCGACUGCGGGAGAUUCAGUUGAUAGUCAAUCUGAAUCAGAUUGUAUCCUACAGCUCACGUUGGCUGCCAUUCGCUUCGCCUCUGACUUUGCACGAUAUCCUGAGGGUCUCAACAGGUGGGAGCGCGAACAGGGCAUUGUGCAUGUGCUGCUGCUUUGCUUGCAGAGUGACCAUAGCGACAUCAUACAAGCGGCGAUCGAAUGCAUGGGUCAUGUCUGCUCCUCCCAGCUGCUGCAUGCUGCUCUCAUUCGCGGGCACUUUCACCUUCUGCUCUUGCGACAGUUAUUGCGAGAUGUCUUUGCCAUGACGGAUGGAGCAGAUCGGGUGACUGUGUCGAUAGUGAGCAUACGCACUCGCUGCCUGUCCACCUGUCAGGCCCUCUACUCCUUCGCCUUUGGCAAGCACAACACGCAAGAGAUCCAGGAGGAGCUUGUCUGCCUCCUCACUGCCCCCAUGCUCGAGCGCCUUGACAGCGCCGCAGAGUUUCUCGGGAUCUUUGCGGCGGAGCAUCGGACGCCCGACUUGGUGUGGGGGAGCUGCAACCGGCGAGAGCUGCGCAGCCUCGUCAAGAAGACGUUCAAGCAUCUCAACGUAACGUCUCCUCAAAUCAACGAGCAGCCUCCCAGCUGGCCUUCCUUGACUGGCUCGCCCAGCGUCAGCGAAGAAUCAGCGAGCAUGUCCAACGACAUUGCAAAAUUUUCUUAUUCAAACAUCUGCAACCUCACGCGUGUUGGAGGGAUUUACAUUGAGAUAUUCAAUGAUCAGCCAAACUGGCCUCUGGAAGAUCCUGCCACCCUGCUAGGGAAACUUUUUGAUGCUAUGGCGCAUGGGGUGGAGGGAAAUGAAAUGACAGACAAUCAGAAAGUGGAAGCUAUGAAGGCGGCUUUGAACAUUGCAAAAAGACUUCCCUCUUCCUCCGUGUUGAGCUCCCCAACUCGCAUCGUCCUCCUCGCCGACCUCCUUCCAGCUCAGGAAGAUUUCUGGGAACAAGAGGGGGUGGCUCAGAGGCUGCUGGGAUUCCUCAACGCGUCACUUGGAAUCUUUUCUCCGUCGCUCUGUCUCGAUGAAUCGCAUCAAGCCGAAGCUUUUGACUCAUCUGCUUCAUGUCGAGAGUUGAAGGAUUGCUUGGAGAGUGUUGUGUUUCGACGUCUCUGUCAAGAAUCUUACCUGACGGUCCUCCUGCUUCUCCUCUUCAAAGAUUCGAUUCCCAUGUCUCUGCGAGCUGAGGCAGCUUCGUCCAUCUCUGAAUUCUGCACGUCGGAAAAUGCUGAGAGGAUGAAAGAGUAUUUAAAGAUGGUUUGUCCUCGCCAUCUUGUCAGUGAGCUAGCUCGACCGCGAAAAGAAGACAAUCAGAUCCUUCAUGUCGUGUUGGCAGUUGAUCAAGAUGUCAAGACAGAGGAGAGCGAGUGGAAUCGUGAUGAUUGUCAGGAAGUUUUGACGUUUCUGUGUGAGUCUCGACAAAAUUUCUCCUGGGAAAUUUCGCGGUUAAGCUAUCUGGAAAAGCAAGAAAGCAGAAGAGUCGGGGACUACUUGAUUGACAACCUCAACAUUCUCUUGAAGGAAGGGAAAGAUCAAUCGCAGCUGAUCAAAGAUCCUGCCUCCUUCUUCAGGAUCUGCUCGGAGGAGGUGAAGCACAACACAGACACCAACGAGGCGAUCGCUGAGUGGCCAGAUGGCUGCGAGCGACUCAAACAAGUCCUUGAGUCGCUGGGUUGGCUUGCAAGAGGAGGACUCGUGCCUCGAUCAGUUUGGGACGAGAAGGCCAUCUGUCUGGUGCCGUCGCUCAUGAAAGUUCUUUCCGCCAUGUCCAGAUCCUCCCACCCGAUUCGCCCGAAGUUCUUUCGCAUCCCCGACAAUGUUCGGUCGCUGAUUUGGAUGGUGAUGGAGGGGUCGAGGCAUGAGGAUGCGGCGGGCGAAGAGGUGCUGGCAGCAUCUGUUCACAUCCUUGCAGCGAUGAUGCGCGAGAAUUCGUCGAUAGUGGAGCUCGUGCUUCAAGACGGCAUCAUGCUUUCCCAGCUGAAGGCGAUGGCCGAGCGGCGUGAGCCCAACGUCCUGCACCUCAUGGGCGAGAUGCUGGCGCACCCGAGCAUGGGGGAGGCGAGUAGCCUCGUCUUCUCCUCGGCGCUGACCCUCCGUCAUCAUAGUCUGUGCGGCUUGCAAUCCCUGAACGAACUUUCUGGGACCGCGUGGAGGAGGCUUCGCCACUGGUUGGUUGGGAUAGCCCGGCUUUCAAGCGGCUACACUCUGAAGUGCUGCCGUCAAUCGUAUGGCGAGCUGUACCUGAGGAGGAGGAGGAGGAGGAGGAGGAGGAGGCAGGGGGGAGGGAAGGAAAGCAGAGAUGAGAUGAUGAUCAUGGAUAUGUAG